CUUACCCGGAACCGGCGGUAGAGCUGCGGCCACAGAACGGUGGAACGGCGCCGGCAUCGCGGAGCCGCCGGCAUGAGCGCCCCCCACCGCCCCGCGCCCCGGGCCCGGCCUUUCUGACAAGAGGUGUGAGAGGAUUCCUGUUCUAUUACAAUCAUGGUGCAAAAAUACCAGUCACCGGUGCGGGUCUAUAAACACCCCUUUGAAUUAAUUAUGGCUGCCUAUGAAAGGAGGUUUCCCACAUGUCCUUUGAUUCCGAUGUUUGUGGACAGUGACACUGUGAGUGAAUUCAGGAGUGAAGAUGGAGCUAUCCAUGUUAUUGAACGGCGCUGCAAACUGGAUGUAGACGCUCCCAGGCUGCUGAAAAAGAUUGCAGGAGUUGAUUAUGUUUAUUUUGUCCAGAAAAAUUCUCUGAACUCUCGGGAACGGACUUUGCAUAUUGAGGCCCAUAAUGAAACGUUUUCUAAUCGGGUCAUCAUCAACGAGCACUGCUGCUAUAGCGUUCACCCUGAAAAUGAAGACUGGACCUGUUUUGAACAGUCUGCAAGUUUAGAUAUUAAAUCUUUCUUUGGUUUUGAAAGUACAGUGGAAAAAAUUGCAAUGAAGCAAUACACCAGCAACAUUAAAAAAGGGAAAGAAAUCAUUGAGUACUACCUUCGUCAGUUAGAAGAGGAAGGCAUCACGUUCGUACCCCGCUGGACACCACCUUCCCUCACAGCCUCCUCAGAGGCAGCUUUCUCCUGCAAGAAACAGCCAGUGUCCACAGCUGUUGUCACCCCUGACACUGCCCUGAUGGAAGGGCUGAGCAGCGAGGCCCUCAGUAACAUCGCUGGGGCUCCCGAGCUGGUAGUGGGGACCCCGGACGAUAAAUUAGAUGCAGACUACAUCAAGAGAUACCUGGGCGACUUGACCCCCCUGCAGGAGAGCUGCCUCAUCAGACUUCGCCAGUGGCUCCAGGAAACCCACAAGGGCAAAAUCCCCAAAGACGAGCACAUUCUUCGAUUCCUACGCGCUCGGGACUUCAACAUUGACAAGGCCAGGGAGAUACUGUGCCAGUCCUUAACCUGGCGGAAGCAGCACCAGGUCGACUACAUUCUGGACACCUGGAACCCUCCGCAGGUCCUUCAGGAUUACUACGCAGGGGGCUGGCACCACCAUGACAAAGAUGGGCGGCCCCUCUACGUGCUCCGGCUGGGGCAGAUGGACACCAAAGGCUUGGUGCGUGCCCUCGGCGAGGAGGCCCUGCUGAGAUACGUUCUCUCCAUAAAUGAAGAAGGGCUAAGACGGUGUGAAGAAAAUACCAAAGUCUUUGGUCGACCUAUCAGCUCGUGGACCUGCCUGGUGGACCUGGAAGGACUAAACAUGCGCCACCUGUGGAGACCCGGCGUCAAAGCCCUGUUGCGCAUCAUUGAGGUGGUGGAGGCCAACUACCCCGAGACACUGGGCCGCCUCCUCAUCCUGCGUGCCCCCCGCGUAUUCCCCGUGCUCUGGACGCUGGUUAGUCCGUUCAUUGACGACAACACCAGAAGGAAGUUCCUUAUUUAUGCGGGAAAUGACUACCAGGGUCCUGGCGGCCUGCUGGACUACAUCGACAGAGAGAUCAUCCCAGAUUUCCUGAGCGGAGAGUGCAUGUGUGAAGUGCCAGAGGGCGGGCUGGUCCCCAAGUCUCUGUACCGGACUGCGGAGGAGCUGGAGAACGAAGACCUGAAGCUCUGGACCGAAACCAUCUACCAGUCUGCGAGUGUCUUCAAAGGAGCCCCGCACGAGAUCCUCAUCCAGAUCGUGGACGCCUCUUCAGUGAUCACCUGGGACUUUGACGUGUGCAAAGGGGACAUUGUCUUCAACAUCUACCACUCUAAGAGAUCACCCCAGCCCCCUAAGAAGGACUCCCUGGGCACCCACGGCCUGACCUCACCUGGAGGGAACAACGUGCAGCUGAUAGACAAGGUCUGGCAGCUAGGCCGCGACUACAGCAUGGUGGAAUCGCCACUCAUCUGCAAAGAGGGAGAGAGCGUCCAGGGCUCCCACGUUACGCGGUGGCCAGGCUUCUACAUCUUGCAGUGGAGGUUCCACAGCAUGCCCGCGUGUGCCGCCACCAACCUGCCGCGGGUGGACGACGUGCUGGCCUCCCUGCAGGUGUCCUCGCACAAGUGCAAAGUGAUGUACUACACGGAGCUUAUUGGCUCUGCGGACUUCAGGGGCUCCAUGACCAGCCUGGAGUCCAGCCACAGCGGGUUCUCUCAGCUGAGUGCCGCCACCACUUCCUCCAGCCAGUCCCACUCCAGCUCCACGGUUUCCAGAUGGCGACUUUGCUGACAGCUGCAAAGAAAACCCUUCACUCAACAGUCCCCAUCUGCCCAAAGGUGUUUGUAGACCUGAGAUGCAGCCCCUCCCCCACCCAGGCUGGAGAUGUAAUUUCGUUAAGCUGAUAGAAAAGUGGCACUGUUUUGUCCCCAAAGAGUUUAAUGAGUCUUUCAUUGAAAGCACAUACUGCGCAGACGCUUACAGGGUUUUCUCAGGAGUGAAGUGCCACCUCGUUCUCUCUGUGAAGGGGUGGGGUCACCUGACCGGCUCUGCGGUUUGUUCUUUCUCUCUCCUGGCCGUACCUGCCACCCCAUAACCGUGGGCUGUCCCUUUCUCCCGGCAGGGCACGGAGGAGUCUUGGUUUCCCCCACUCUGUAACUAAUGUCUUCAUUCUCUCUCCGCCCUCUGCUCACUAUUUGCAUAUCAAACUGUAAAUGUUUUGUAUACUUAUUACCUCACUCUUGGUAAUACAAUACUGAUAGUCUUUAAAAGAUUUUUUUAUUGUAAUCCAUAAUAAAUGUGAACUGUUUCAAGAAAA
Messenger RNA from Loxodonta africana (African savanna elephant), 2839 nucleotides. It is a transcript of the gene SEC14L1, whose product is annotated as SEC14 like lipid binding 1. Lineage: Eukaryota; Metazoa; Chordata; Mammalia; Proboscidea; Elephantidae. Gene Ontology annotation, cellular component: cytoplasm; cytosol. Gene Ontology annotation, molecular function: RIG-I binding. The transcript has 17 exons. The record is from RefSeq and is a predicted model, not a curated record. Bases 154 to 2313 code for a protein of 719 amino acids. Gene Ontology annotation, biological process: negative regulation of RIG-I signaling pathway.